AUGCAGGGGUGGCACGUGGUGGCGUUGCUCGCGGCUGCGCUCCCUGCCUCCGCCAAGAGCCCCAACAGCCUCGGCAAAGAGCUGCUCAGCGCCGUGCUCGCCGACGAUGUCAUCGCGGCGGCGUCCAUUUUUGCUCAGUCCGAGCCGGCCGAGGCGAACCGGCUGGCAAACGCGAUGGACUGGCGCGGCAAGUCGGUGCUCAUGCACGCGGCGUCGCGCGACUUCCCAAAGAUUGUCAAGCUGCUCCUGCAGAACAAGGCCCGGCCCGACGCCUCCGACUACUCUGCCGGCGGCGUCACCGCACUCAUGCUCGCGGCGAGGAACGGCUCGGUCGCCGCCGCCGAGGCGCUCGUGGCGGGAGGGGCGUCGGUGCACGCGACGACGCCGGCGGGCACGUCGGUGCUGAUGCACGCCGUCGCCAACGGCUCCGCCCCUCUCGUCGAGAUGCUCCUCACCUCGGGCGCGAACGCCUCCCACCAGGACCGCUCCGGUGCGACCGCGCUCUCGCUCGCCGCCGGCCUCUCCCACACCGCACCGCUCGCCUCGUUGCUCGCGCACGGGGCGGACGCCGCCGCGGCCGACGCGCAAGGCUCGACCGCUCUGAUGGUGACGCCGCUGAUGGAGGCGGCGCGCUCCACACACGGCUUCGAGGCGCUCAUCGAGGCCGGCGCCGCCAUCAACGCGAUUGGGAGCGGCGGGUCGACGGCCCUCGCCGUCGCCGCGGGCGCGGGCAACGGCCCGGCGGCCAAGGCGGACGUGAACGCCGCGAGCCCCGACGGCUCCACCCCGCUGAUGAUGUCUGCGGAGAACGGAUCGCUGCCGAUUGCGCUGCUCUCUCGCGGGGCGGACACCAACGCCGCGCGCAGCGACGGCGUCGCCCCCUUCCAUUGUUGUGGCGCACGCCUUACCGCGCUCAUGGCUGGCGCGGACUGCACUCUGAUGACGGCCACCGCAAUCACGCCGCUCAUCGUCGCGGCGGCGGCGGGCGAGGCGGAGGCGGUGGAGGCGCUGCUCGCGGUGGCGGAGCUGGUGGCCAAGGAGGAGGGCGCGAUGAGCGAGGCGGAGGUGGAGGCGCGGCGGCAGCGGCUCGAGGCGUACUUCCGCGCCGGCUCCACCGCGCUGAUGCACGCCUCCGCCCUUGGACACGACACGAUCGUCGCGCAGCUGCUCGCCGCCGGGGCGGACGCCGCCCCGGUCGACGCCGACGGGCAGUCGGCGCUCUGCCACGCCGUGGCUGCGGGCUGCUCCAAGCCGGCGCGUCCCCCGACCCGCCCCUCGCCAACGGCGGGCGCGGCGCCCACGCCCGCGGCAGACGCUGCCGGCGCCUCGGCGGUGGCCCCGCUGCUCCUUGCGGCGCAGUCUGGGUCGACCAAGUUGGUGCGGCUGCUGCUGCAAAAGGGCGCGAGCGCGGCGUGCGCGUCCGAGGCGGGUGUGACUCCGCUGAUGCUGCUGGCGAUGUCGGGCAACCUGCCCGCAGUCAAGCUGCUCCUCGAGGCUGUGGCGGACGGGCCGCCCGAGCUAAUGGCGGCGGCGCAGCCGCGGGUCGUCGCGGAGCUCCUCGGCGCGCGCGCGUCGGUCAACUUGCGCGAUCUGUCGGGGCAGACGGCGCUGGGCGCCGCGUUCGACGGGUUGCAGCAGAUCGCGCGCUACGUGAUGGCGGCGCUGCUCGCGGCGGGCGCGGAGCCGUCCCUCAUCGACACGGACGGCAACACGCUCGACGCGAACACGGUGGUCGCGACGCACCGCGCGCUGGCGGGCGAGAGCGCCGCCGCCUCCGACGGCGCCAAGGAUGAGCUCUGA
This is a messenger RNA of Emiliania huxleyi CCMP1516, 1800 nucleotides long. RefSeq lists its product as hypothetical. The transcript is spliced from 12 exons. The record is from RefSeq and is a predicted model, not a curated record. Gene Ontology annotation, molecular function: protein binding. Bases 1 to 1800 code for a protein of 599 amino acids. Lineage: Eukaryota; Haptophyta; Isochrysidales; Noelaerhabdaceae.